AAUCGAGAAACGGUGGAGACUGAUUGGCCAGGGAGACCGUUUAUCCGCAUGCGUACUUCGAGAAAUAGAAAUGAUGCUUUCGAUAACUGUCGGACACGUAGCGGUAAUGACGGGCGGAGUACAUUCAUACGAACAAAAGUUCCAAUAUUUAAUUAUUUCAAGGUUGAAAUAAUUUAGAAAAAAUAAGGCGUUACAUAGGCGAGCGAUAUAUAUGUAAAUGUCCGUUUAUUUGCAGAAAGAAAAGCAAGACUUCAUCUACUUAAGUCUGAAAGCGUCAAACAUAACAAAUACAUUAUCGUAUGUUCUACACAAGCAUUUGGCUGUGCUGUAAACGUUUGGUGCGUUUUCGUGCUUCUACCUCCUGCUGUUCUCAGCACUAGGACUUUACUGAUAGCACUUUAAGGCAGCACGAGAAGGAACAGGAAAUGAAAGCUCUGUUUUGGACAGACACUUUGCGCUUUGCUCCGAGCAGACGGUGCAACACGUAGCUUUUCAUCCAUCCCGCUGUCCUGAGCCUGGCCUCUAGUCUCCACCAUGGACAACCUAGAGGAGGACCUGACGUGCUCUGUGUGCUACUCUCUGUUCUCGGACCCGCGAGUCCUGCCGUGCUCACACACCUUCUGUAAGACCUGCUUGGACAACUUGCUACAGGUGUCUACCAAUUAUUCCAUCUGGCGUCCGCUCCGCCUGCCGCUAAAGUGCCCCAACUGUCGCAGCGUGGUGGAGCUGCCCCCAGCGGGCGUAGAUGCUCUGCCCACCAACGUAUCUCUGCGGGCCAUCAUCGAGAAAUACCAGAGCGACAGCGAGCCGCGACCCCCUUCCUGUCAGGAGCACCACAGGCAGCCUCUGAACAUGUACUGCAUCCAGGAUCGGCAGCUGAUCUGUGGGCUGUGUCUGACUGUCGGGCAGCACCAGGGCCAUCCCAUAGAUGACCUGCAGGCGGCAUUCAUCAGAGAAAAACAGACGCCAUCGCUACUGCUGGCCAAACUCUCUGAGUGUAGAUGGGCACAGUUGUGUGAGCUGGGGGAGCAGCUGGAGCAGGAGAAGGUCCGCUGUGAGGGUCUGGUGAGGCAGGACAGACAGGAGGUCAAUCAGUUCUUUCAGACGCUGGAGGUGGUGCUGACCAGGAAGAGACACGCCUACCUGGAGGCCUUGGAUAAAGCUGGUACGGAGGUGUCCCGGGCCUACGACCCACUCAUCCACAGAGUUAAGGAGCUACAGGAAGAACAGUUGGACCUGGUGUCCUUGGGAUCAUCAGUAGAAGAGGAGGACUCGCCGCUGGUCUUCCUGGAGCAGGUGCAUUUGUUCAGAGAGAGGGUGGAGGAGUUUAUUAAAACCCCUCUGCCCUCAGUGAUAAACCUCUCCGUCACCCCGCGGGCAGCAGAGCACCUCCAGCAGCACUGGCCAGCUGUGACCAUUGGGAGCCUGGAGGAAGCACCUGUCCCUAAGGUGUGCUGCUGUGCCAGAUGUGGCAGUGUGGAAGCUGGUGUGGAGGCUGAAACUGGGAGGGAUGAGUCUGACCGCAGGGUGCGGGACACGUGGUGUCAGCUGCAGCCUACUUCUUCUGUGGUGCUGCUGGGGUUGCUGCUGCUGCUGGCAGCGCUGUGGGUCAACCCGGUCGGAGGGGCGUCACUUGGCUUCUCUCUGCUCUCUCAGUUCAGUCAGUUAGUCCACGGUCUGAGCAGCGAACUGAUCACAUCUGUCUGGGACACGGCGGGGUCAGCAUACACAGUGAUGGAGGCCACUGCAGAAAGAUGGAGCACUCACCUCUCCUCCGUGGGUGAAAAGGCCUUCCAGCAGCUUGCUGCCUUAUUUAAAUCUCUAACAUCCUACUGAAAGAGACCAAACAGGAUAAAUUGAUACAACAAAAAGUAUCACUAUAAAAUUUAAUAUAACAAAUAUUAAAGUUAAUUCAACUAAAAACAGAUUGAGUAGGAAUAACUUCAUCUGAGGGUGGAUUUUUCCCUUUAGCCUCUCUUUAAAGAUUCCCAGGGGUCCUAUGCAGAUUAGGGGGAAGCAAGAGAUAUGAUUUGCUCAUUUCAAUACUUGAGAACUGCACAGAAAAUGUUAAAACACAGUUAUAAAGUUCUUUUAAAAAAACUGAGCAGUUUAUGUAUCCGUAAAUGUUUUUAUAUAUUGAAUUGUGUAAUUGUCAAGUGUUAUGUUCCUCUUUGGUGUGUAUUAUUCUAGGUUAUGGUCAUAAUGCCUAACUAAUAAGCUUUUUUCAAUAUCACUACAGUUUGCAAAGUGGAAAGGUGUUUGGUAUAGACAUAUUAAAUUGGUGCCUAGAGACUUACCUUUCCCAUCAUGCAGUGGGACAUUUCAGUAGCUUUCCCUGCACAGGACAUCAGUACAGCUACACAUGUACUGUAUUUCCUUACACAAGACUGAACGUCAGAGCCCGGUGAGUGGAACCAGACACAGUGGACCUGACUUCAAGAGUCCACAGAUCAUGUUGCAGUGAUGCACAGCUCUGAGCGGCUCCCUUGCUGUGCCUUUACCUUGCACCACUUAAUAGCCUUACUGUAGUGGACUGUAAUUCCACCAGGAUCAAUAGGUCGCGGUUAGGACAGUGCUCUUUUACGGUCUAUUUUAAAAUUAGUAGACGUUGGAAAAGUUUUACCAUUCCAUCCCACAAAUGUUACUUUAUUUUGCUCAAGCAGACCUCAUCCUUACUGAAACAGUGUCAUAUCAGUAUGUUGCAUUCCUAAGUAUAAUGUACACAGGUAGGAUAUUAUGUUACUGCAAGUGUCACAGACUGAACAUCAUCGCAUUUUGAUGUCAGCAAUUUCUAACAAAUGUACUGUUACCCAGACCUGUUGUAUUUUUUCCUAAACUUCCUCUAUUUUAAAAAAGUCAUAAUAAAUUUGUUGAAACGUC
This is a messenger RNA of Siniperca chuatsi (mandarin fish), 2880 nucleotides long. RefSeq names its product tripartite motif containing 59 (gene trim59). Gene Ontology annotation, cellular component: cilium; centrosome; intraciliary transport particle B. The coding region runs from base 535 to 1836 and encodes 433 amino acids. Gene Ontology annotation, biological process: cilium assembly. Gene Ontology annotation, molecular function: zinc ion binding. The transcript is spliced from 5 exons. Lineage: Eukaryota; Metazoa; Chordata; Actinopteri; Centrarchiformes; Sinipercidae. The record is from RefSeq and is a predicted model, not a curated record.